AAUGAAGAGCGGGGACGGAGACAGCCCUCCGUGACGUCAUGGUCCCGCCUCUCGGCCGCCCCUCGGGCGCUUGGCAGCGGGCAACUGAGGAUAGAAGAGAGAGCGAGGGAGAAGGCUGAGCCCACUGGCGGCGGCGGCACCGUGUCUGUCUCUCCUCCUGUCCCCGGCGAUCGCUGCUCGUAGUCUCCUGUGUCCUCCUCCUCCGCUUCCCCUCAGGAACCAUGGAAAGUGCGGCGGCGGGAGCGGAGUUCAACAUUCUCCUGGCGACCGACUCCUACAAGGUGACACAUUACAAGCAAUAUCCACCCAAUACAAGCAAAGUUUAUUCCUACUUUGAGUGUCGUGAAAAGAAGACGGAUAACUCCAAAUUAAAGAAGAUGAAAUAUGAGGAAACUGUUUUUUACGGGUUGCAGUACAUUCUUCAUAAGUACUUAAAAGGCAAAGUGGUAACCAAAGAAAAAAUUCAGGAAGCCAAAGAGGUAUACAAGGAACACUUUCAAGAUGAUGUCUUCAAUGAAAAGGGCUGGAACUACAUUCUUGAGAAGUAUGAAGGGUGUCUUCCAAUAGAAGUAAAGGCUGUCCCUGAGGGCUCUGUCAUUCCCAGAGGAAAUGUACUCUUCACUGUUGAAAACACUGAUCCAGACUGUUACUGGCUGACAAAUUGGAUUGAGACUAUUCUUGUUCAGUCAUGGUAUCCAAUUACUGUUGCCACAAACUCCAGAGAACAAAAGAAGAUCCUGGCAAAAUACCUGCUUGAAACCUCUGGCACUUUAGAAGGACUGGAGUACAAAUUGCAUGACUUUGGCUACAGAGGGGUUUCUUCACAAGAGACAGCGGGAAUAGGAGCAGCUGCACAUUUGGUGAACUUUAAAGGGACUGAUACAGUAGCAGGAAUUUGUUUAAUUAAGAAAUAUUAUGGAACAAAAGACCCUGUGCCAGGUCAUUCUAUUCCAGCUGCUGAACACAGUACCAUAACAGCUUGGGGAAAAGACCAUGAGAAAGAUGCUUUUGAACACAUUGUAAACCAGUUUUCUUCAGUGCCUGUAUCUGUGGUCAGUGACAGUUACGACAUUUAUAACGCUUGUGAACAAAUAUGGGGUGAAGAUUUAAGGCAUUUAAUUGUAUCAAGAAGUGCCGAAGCACCACUGAUUAUUAGGCCAGAUUCGGGAAAUCCACUGGAUACUGUGCUGAAGGUUUUGGAAAUUCUAGGGAAGAAAUUCCCUGUUACAGAGAAUGAAAAAGGUUAUAAAGUAUUGCCUCCAUACCUCAGAAUUAUUCAAGGAGAUGGAGUAGAUAUCAACACAUUGCAAGAGAUUGUGGAGGGAAUGAAGCAGAAGAGAUGGAGUAUUGAGAACAUAACCUUUGGGUCUGGUGGAGCUUUACUGCAGAAAAUAACUAGAGAUCUACUGAAUUGCUCCUUCAAAUGCAGUUACGUGGUAACCAACGGUCUUGGGGUAAAUGUCUUUAAAGAUCCUGUAGCUGAUCCCAACAAAAGAUCAAAGAAAGGCAGGUUGUCUUUACACAGGACGCCAAAUGGAGAGUUUGUUACCCUAGAAGAAGGCAAGGAAGAUCUUGAAUAUGGCCAGGAUCUUCUUCACACAGUGUUUAAGAAUGGAGUAGUAAUGAAAUCUUACUCAUUUGACAAAGUGAGGGAAAAUGCCAAGCUGAAGACAAGUGAACUGGAAGUGGCCCUUCACUAAAGUUUCUUUCCACAUUUGUAUGUGUGUAACAAUUAUGUACUACAUAGCUAAAGAUUUCCUGUACAGAUCUGUGUGUUUGUGUUUGCCACAUUGUAGCCAAAUUAUUUGUUGGUUUAUGGACAUCACUGCCCUAUUUUUUUUCUUACCAAUCUUGAGAAAAGAUGGAAUUGGGAAAAUACUUGUGGUGUAAACCAUGUUCAGUGCACUUCUAAGGCCUUUUGCCAGUAGUAAUUCAAUCUGGUAUUGAUCUGCUCACAAGUGACAGAGCUGAGACUUUAUUUGUGUAUGUAUAUGGAUACCACAAAACAGAUUUGCAUAAAAGUAUCAUUGCUUUAUGUUUAUAUUUAACUUGUAUUUUUGUACAAAUAAGAUUGUGUAAAAUGUAUUUAAAGUUUCAAUAAUUACGUCUUUCCAACUUUUCAUGAUUUUUAAGAGCACAGACUUUCAAGGAAAUACUUGGGGUGGGGGAAUUCAUUGCCUUUUUUGUCCAUUGAUCAGCAAAUAAAACAUGGCCUUAAAAAGUUUUAUUGUGACAACUGCUCUAUUUGAACAUUUAAUCGGGAUUCAUUGGUCCCUUGGGAUCCCACAGAAGUACAGAUCUCGCUAUUCAUUCUGGUUAUAUCUGUGUCAGUCGACGACUAUGUUUCUGUUCUCAGUGGAAUGGUGAAGUUCUAUAAAUAAAGAGACCUUGCUAGAUGGCAAGAAAUGUAAAUGGAAUGCCAAAUGUGAAAGGACUUUUUACAGCCACAGAGAUUGCCAAGUGUGCCUCUGUGUGUUAAUAGUAAGAUCACAGCCCUAAGCAUGCUUAUCUGGGCGUAAGUCCCAUUCAGGUCAGUGGGAGUUACUUAAAGCAAAUAUGCAUGCGAUUGGGCCACAAAACUUCUAAGGGAUCUCAUCUUCUGCUACAGCCUGUUGCCAUGUAAAACACCAUUAUGGAAGUGGUAUAUUAAACACUUUGGGGUUUAUUUUUCCACGUUAUGACAUCUCUAAAGCAAAUACUGGACUGAAUAGUGCACUUUUUAACUUUUUUGUAUUUUGGUCAUUGAUUUUUGCCGUUUUGUCACUGGAUAUUAUAUUGUAUAGACAUCUUGACUAUUUUUUGUUAAAACAAUUUUAAUAAAACAUGCUAGCCAAACUCCUUUUACAUUGGUAGCAUCUCCUAUAGGGGAACACUAUGCAGAGGUUAACUAUUUUAAAAACAGUUUUAAAAAAAGGGAAUGAAAGGUACUCUUCUUUUUUGUGACUGAACUUGAUUCACUUUCUGUGUAUGCUCUGAAUUGCUUAUUAAAAGAACAAGAUGGUCAGUGAUGUGACCUGACAAACUGUAUUAAGUUCUCAGGUAUGCAGCCAUGUUUUGGGACAGUUCCUAGAAAAGAAAGACUUGCCCACUUUUGUAGAGGAAGCACAAUAAUGGCCUUGGACUAGCUUUGAGGUAUAAAAUCUCUGGUCGCUGCUGAGGGGGCACUUGGUUUCAUCAAUUGGUUUUAUCAAUACUAUGGGGUAUGGUUUACCCAAAGUAUCACAAAAUUCAGAUAACAAAGAUAAUAACUUUUAAAGUGCUGGAAAAGCCAUAUUUUAACAUUCUUACUAAGGAUCAUAUUUAAAUACCAAGACACACAGUUUGCUUAAUAAGGUUUCUGCCAUUACUGUAUAUGGUUAUACACAGAUGUAGUAAUUAAGAACAAUGGCUUGGCUAACUCUCUACAUUCUGGCUUUCACACUCAAAAGCAGCCUGUCCUGCCCCUGAUGACUGCAUUUGAGUUUUUCAGAAAAUGGAAUGAAAGUCAGCAGAGGCUUUCACCACCAUACAAUGGAUUGGAGCCCUUUAAAAAAAAAUAUGCAUGGAUGGUGUGUGUGUGUGUACUCACACACACACACACACACAGAGGCAGAUUCCUCUUCCUGCACCAGUCCUCCAGUUCCCUCUUUGUGCUGCUCCUGGAGUCCUCUGUCCCUAAGGAACAGCAUUUUGGGCUGCUAUGUAAGGGAAACAAUGGAAACGUUUUAGAUGGAAUCCAACCCAAUGCACUGGGGGGGAACAGACUGUAUGAUAGAUGGUACCAAAAACUGGUAAAUCUGCAUAACUAAUAUUUUUGUACUUGAAAUCUGUAGAAAGGCACUAUUAUGUACUCAUAAUUCCCUGACUGAAUGUUUAGUUUCUUAGUUGUUUCAUAGUUCGAUGCUAUGAAUUUCUUCAGCUUAGAUUUGUUAAAUAAAGAAAAUCUUAUCUUUCAAGUCAACCUGGUGCUAAUGAGUUCUGGGCUCUUACCACUAAGGUUUUUAGUGUUAGACAGUUGACAUCUCCAUCAAUUUCAUGUUGGAUACAACUUACUGCAGAGCUUGAAGCUUAAAUAUUCUAAUUCUUCCAUACAGAAGCAAACAGCAUGCUUGGUUUUUGCUUUGAACAGUUGUAGGAACUGAUACCUUUAAGCUCCCCAUUCUGAACAGUUAAAUACCUUUAUUUUAAAAUGGCCAUUGGGAAUCUUCCACUGUUGACUCUAAACAUUUAUUUGUAACCUGUAUUUAACAAAUUAUGACGUAUUUUUU
Molecule: messenger RNA, 4247 nt
Organism: Gekko japonicus
Lineage: Eukaryota; Metazoa; Chordata; Lepidosauria; Squamata; Gekkonidae
Gene: NAMPT
Product: nicotinamide phosphoribosyltransferase
Exons: 11
Coding region: 222-1700 (492 amino acids)
Biological process (GO): NAD+ biosynthetic process
Molecular function (GO): nicotinamide phosphoribosyltransferase activity
Source: RefSeq, a predicted model, not a curated record